AUGGCCGGAGAUGACGAAGACGAAGGCGAAAUGGCGGCGUUGCGGGAGGCUCUGCGGCAGCAGAGUCUUGCCGUCGAGAUGCUCAAGGCCGAGCUGGAGGAGGAGAGGCAGGCGGCGUCGUCGGGGGCCGACGAGGCGCUGGCCAUGAUCCUGCGGCUGCAGGGCGAGAAGGCGGCGGUGCGGAUGGAGGCCGACCAGUUCCGGCGGGUGGCGGAGGAGAGGAUCCUGCACGACGAGGACUCCCUGGCCUUCCUCAAGGCCGUCGUCUUCAGCCAGGAGAUGGACAUCACCUCCCUCAAGAACCGCCUGCUGGUCGUCUGCGGCAGCAACGGUCCCCACGCGCCGCCCCCCGGCCGGGACGGCGUCGUCGACCUCCCCUGGCUAAGGAGGCUGGCCCAGAAAGACGUGUCCUCGGGGAGGAACGCCUCUCUCCCGGCGGCGCGGCUCGAGGAGCUGUCCUCGGAUUUCGAUGCCGCCGAGAGCGUCGGCGACAGCAGGCCGGCGAGGACGGUGUCGGACAUCGGGGAGGUGAUCCGGAGGGAGAAGGAGUGGGUGCGGUCCAACGUGAGCCACCAGGCGUUGCCGCCGAGGCUGCACCGGUCGUCCUCCCACCGUCUCCCGCGGGCGCCGAGCUACUCGGCGCAAUGCGCCAUGCCCAAUGUCCACGACAAGUUUGAGGCGCCGGAGAGCGUCGCGUCCCAUGCCCCUCCGAGAUCCAGCAGGAGGUCGUCGCCGGAGAUAAUCUCCGAAGAAGACGACGUGAUCUCGUCGUCGACGCGGCGCGGUGACUGCAACGGCCCCAAUCCAGGAGACGAGCACGCAAACGGCGCCAUUGCCGAUCUGGGAGCCGGCAUUGAUGAGAUCAAAUCCAGCGUGCAGACCCUCGCGACCGAGCUCGGCAGAAUGAGGGAAAACAGCAUGUCCAGAGGCGACGCGCAGAUGCACGUGCUGGCCGAGAUCUGCGCAAAGCUCGACGCCAUGAGGCCCAUGGGCAUCAGCAAGCAACAGAAUGUUGUUCAUGGAGGCAAGAAACACUCCAUCAGAGAAGUAGGCAGUUCUUCUUCCAAGGGGCCGGUGGCUCUGCCACAGAGUGAGCUUCUGAUGAACCAUUUCAUUGAGGUAUGUGCCAUGAUCUCCUCUGCUCUGCUUGCUAGGCCCUUGGCCAAGGUUGCUGCAUCCAUGUCACUAUUUAGGUGCUUCCUCGUUUUCGUUCUAGCAGUUUUUCUACUGUAUAAGCAACGCAACCCGCUGUGGUAG
Messenger RNA from Triticum turgidum subsp. durum (durum wheat), 1257 nucleotides. The record is from the annotation of a GenBank genome assembly. Lineage: Eukaryota; Viridiplantae; Streptophyta; Magnoliopsida; Poales; Poaceae.